UGGCCGCGCCCAGGACCUGGAACGCCAGCGGCAGGAGCUGGAGCGGCAGGCGAGGGACGGCCGCCAGCGCGGCGGUGCUGCCGCGGACGACAAGGAGGUCAGGGCCCUGAGGCAGUCUGUGCAGGAGACCAGAAGACCGCGAUCUUCGACCUGCAGGGGCAGCUGAGCCGGGAGCAGACGCUGUCCACCUUCAUCACGCCCGGCGAAUUCAUGAAGAUGGCCAAGAGGGAGCUGGCGCCCUUGAACGUGCACGAGAAUUGUGACUUGAAGCUGAAGAUCUCGGGUCUUGAGACGGAGGUUCAGGUGGCGCGGCGGCGCGGGGACGCGGCGUGGAAGCACCUGCCUGCCUCGAUCCGGGAGGCGGCCCAGAAAGAGCUCAUCGAGCCGCCGCCAUCGCCGUCGCUGCCCGGUCACGCUGGCGCCUGAGGUGCCAGCCUGAAAUGACGAGGCCCCCACGAGUUGCUGACCGACACCUCGGAGGCCUGGGGAGGCGCCCCUCGUGGUGGUCGGAGGCCCCGGCGGGGCGGCCUCGGUGAGCAGCGCGCCGGCUGCCCGCUGUGUUUGCCCCGUGGCCCAGCGGGGCAGCGACAGUUGCCACCGAACUUCACCCCUCGGCGCGCCGCCGACUCAGCCUAGCAGCACGUAGCCAGAUCCACGCGCCAACGAACUCUAGCCCAAUUCGGGGCGACAGGCUCGAGCCGCACCGUGUGCCGGGCCGUGUCGCCCUACCCCGCAGCCCGCGGAGCAUGGGGCUGCCUGCAUGCGGAGUGUACAGGAGGAAACGUUCUCUCGGGGUGGCUCUUGU
Prorocentrum cordatum is the source of this 805-nucleotide messenger RNA. Lineage: Eukaryota; Dinophyceae; Prorocentrales; Prorocentraceae. The record is from the annotation of a GenBank genome assembly.